AUGCUCAAGUCUUCUGCACACAAGAAAACUAUUCUGAUUGUUGGUGGCAGCUUUGGAGGUUUAACCGCUAUUUAAUAUCUAAAUAGUGAUUUCAAUGUGAUUUUGAUUGAUAGAAAAUCAUUUUUUGAGUAUACUCCAAACUACCCUUUUACUUUACUUGAUUCAAAUUAUAUAGAUGGAAUGACCAUUACUUUGUAAGAUUUUGCUAAAACUCAUAAAUGCUAAUUUAUAUAAGGGACAUUAGAGUAAUUAUUUCAAGAUAAAGCUUUAAUUAAACAGCCUAAUGAAGAAAUACUGGAAAUUUCGUUUGACUAUUGUGUAAUAUCUACUGGCUCUUAGUAUGCUUCAUCUAUAAAGCCUGAAAAAUAAAUAUAAACAAUACAACAGAGGAAAGAAUAAAUAACACAAUAAAUUCAAAAUCUUUUAAACUUCAAAAAAGUUUUAGUUAUAGGAGGAGGCCCUGUAGGUGUAGAAAUAGCAGGUGUGUUAUCAGAUCAUUACAAAAAUCUCAAAGUACAUUUAUGGAGUAGGUCUAAAGAUCUACUUUCAUCAUUCCCUGAGAAGUCAAGAAUAUUAGCAGAUUAAAUGCUUAGGAAAUAAGGUGUGGCUAUAGAGUAUAACAAAGAAGUUAAGGAAUUGCCAAUAUAAGAAUUUGAUUAAGUAUUUGAUUGCAGAGGAAAUGUUUAUGCUCCUAAUUUUAUGAUUGGUGAAUUCUCAUAAUAUGUUGAUUCGUAAGGAAGAAUUCAAGUAGAUGAAUAUUGUAGAUUGAAAAACCAUAAAAACAUAUUUUGUAUUGGAGAUGCUUGCCUAACACCUAAUAACGAAUCUAAAAUGUGCUAUAAUGCUGCUAUUCAAGGUUAAUUUACAGGACAAAAUAUUAUUAGCUUAGAAAAAAAAAGUAAAUGUCUAAAAAAAUUAGAGGGAACUGCUAAUGUUUUUCUAAUAACAAUUAAUUAAAAAGAAGCUAUUUAAUGCUUUGGCAGUAGGGUUUCUCAGACCUCUACUAGUAACAAGCACUCUUAUCAAAAUAAAGCAAUUAAAUCUCUUUAAGGAUCUUAUUUUUACUCAUUUGUAUCAAGCUUCUCAAGAAGAAUAAUUAUAUUAAUUUCUGGAUGUUCAAAAAAAAAGUAACCUUAAGAAAAUAAAUAAAGUUGA
Molecule: messenger RNA, 1155 nt
Organism: Tetrahymena thermophila SB210
Lineage: Eukaryota; Ciliophora; Oligohymenophorea; Hymenostomatida; Tetrahymenidae
Product: pyridine nucleotide-disulfide oxidoreductase
Exons: 7
Cellular component (GO): cytoplasm
Molecular function (GO): electron-transferring-flavoprotein dehydrogenase activity; flavin adenine dinucleotide binding
Source: RefSeq, a predicted model, not a curated record